Parnassius mnemosyne (clouded apollo) is the source of this 381-nucleotide messenger RNA. Lineage: Eukaryota; Metazoa; Arthropoda; Insecta; Lepidoptera; Papilionidae. The record is from the annotation of a GenBank genome assembly.
AUGUUCUCUUCUCUCUUUGGUAAACGAAGAUCAUCGCCGGUGAGAGACGAAGUUCCACCAAUUCCAGGACCCAAACCUGAUGAUGGUUAUGUGAUUGUAGAUCCGUCGUCUCCAGGAAACAGUUUGUACCCCAAUGUUAACGAAAUUCGACCACCAAGCAGACCAGCUCCACCGGCUCCCGUGCCUAAAACUUGUGACCAGUCUUUCCAUUAUCUUCAAGGUGUACCUUUUAUGUUAUCUCGGGAGUUACAAAUGGUAAAGAAUAAAGAUGCCUUCGCAACUGAAAUAGGAGAUCUUCUUGCAUUUUUAACUAGCAAAAUUAAUAUGAAUAACUACAAUUAUGACUUUUCUGUUGAAAAGAGUGUUUUAAAAGAGUGUUAA